This is a messenger RNA of Taeniopygia guttata (zebra finch), 1100 nucleotides long. The record is from RefSeq and is a predicted model, not a curated record. Lineage: Eukaryota; Metazoa; Chordata; Aves; Passeriformes; Estrildidae.
UCCCGCCCCUCCCCCACCCCCUUCUCCAGGGGGGGUUCCCCUCCCCCACUAUCGCGACAUCCCCCCCCCCCAUCGCGACAUCGCCCCUCCCCCUCCAUGGACAUGUUGGACCCCGGGCUGGACUCGGCCGCCGCCUCCGCUGCGCCCAGCCAGGAGAAGCCGCAGGAGGCCGAGGAGGGAGCGGAGCUGCAGGAGGGUGAGGCCCCCCCCGCCGAGGGCGCCGUCGCCGUCGCCGCCGUGCCGGGACCCCCCGGGGGCUUCGCCGAGGGGGGGCUCCAGUACCAGUUCAGGAGCGAGAGCAACGGCGGCCAGGUGACCUACCGGGUGGUGCAGGUGACGGAGGCGCCGCUCGAUGCCCCCGAGGCCGCGGCCGUCGGCGUCGUCUCCUCCUUCGCCGGGACCCCCCAGGUGCUGCAGAACCCCUUCAGCAACGGCGGCAGCCCCGGCGAGGGCGGGGCCGAGGCGCGGCUCACCUGGGGGGGGGAGGGGGCGGUGGCCGUGCAGGCCGACCCCGCCCUGGCACAGGCCGGAGGGCAGUUCUACGUGAUGAUGGCGCCGCAGGAGGUGCUGCAGGCGGGGGGAGGGGCCCCGCGCGGCCUCGCCCCCCACGGCCACGCCUACUCGCCGAAGCUGGAGGGGCCGCGGGUGCCACGGGACGAGCGACGGCGAGCGCAGCACAACGAGGUGGAGCGGCGGCGCCGGGACAAGAUCAACAAUUGGAUUGUGCAGCUCUCCAAAAUCAUCCCCGACUGCGGCGCCGACAGCGGCAAAUCGGGGGCGAGCAAGGGCGGGAUCCUGUCCAAGGCGUGCGAUUACGUGCGGGAGCUGCGCCAGAGCAACCAGCGCCUGCAGGAGACCUUCAAAGAGGCCGAGCGGCUGCAGAUGGACAACGACCUAUUGCGGCAGCAGGUGGAGGAGCUGAAAAACGAGAACGCGGUGCUCAGGGCGCAGCUGCAGCAGCGGGGCCUGGACGGGACCCCCGAGGGGACCCCGCAGUGACCGCGGCCCCUCCCCCACCCCCGGGGACCCCUCCCCCACCCCGCCCCUCCCCCACCCCCCCCCACCCCCCGUUUGUAAUUAAUUACCGUGAUUGGAAUUCA